AAAGAAGCCAUUUUUUUGUGUGGUUGGUUUGGUUUAGGGAUAAGGGAGAGAUGGGACACGUAAUGCGGCAGCUGCUGAUAAACUCUCCUUCUUCCUCGUCGUCCCUUCUUCUUCUUCUCCGGUGCCGGACUACUCUUGACUCAAAUUCUGUCUUCUCUCUGAGAACCUCUGUUACCAAAAGCAAAGCCAGAUUCUCUUGUCUUUUCUCUGGCGGCAACAACCAGAGACAGGAGCAAGCUCGUAAAGCAUUGGAAAGCGCUCUUGGUGGGAAGAAAAAUGAGUUCGACAAAUGGGACCAAGAGAUCAAGAAAAGACAAGAAUCCGGUGGUGACGGUGGCAAUGUAGGAGGAGGAGGUUGGUUUGGAGGUGGUGGUGGAGGCUGGUUUAGUGGCGAUCAUUUCUGGAAUGAAGCACAACAGAUUACCAUUACCCUCUUUGCAAUACUUUUCGUGUAUAUGAUAGUUGCUAAAGGUGAAGUAAUGGCUGCAUUUGUGUUAAACCCUUUGUUGUACGCCUUGCGAGGAACACGAGAAGGUUUGACUUCUCUAACCUCCAAGCUCAUGGGAACACAAGUUUCCAAAGUAAAUGGUGAUAACUCAGAGGAGAUGUGGAGGAAGGAAGGUUUGGUCUCUGCUAAAGAAAGCGUUGUCCGGAAAUGGGGAAGUGACUGAAACAAAGUUCAUGAAGUUGACUCAACAAGAAUAUUACGGUUUCUUUUAAUACGUCAAGAUGAGAUCAAAUGCAAUAGACUGCCUUUUGUUUUGUAAUGAAGGAUAGGUACAUUUUUGAUCAUGACUUAGUAAACAACAAUUUUUCUUGGUAAUGUGACUAUGUCUUAUAUGUUGUGCUCAAUAAAUAAUGUAAUCGACCGAAUCAAAGAUGAUGAACUCGGAUUGAAGAACAAUGUAGAAAUGUGCAAUAUCCUUGUUU
This is a messenger RNA of Eruca vesicaria subsp. sativa (arugula), 930 nucleotides long. NCBI's taxonomy places the organism in Eukaryota, Viridiplantae, Streptophyta, Magnoliopsida, Brassicales, Brassicaceae. The record is from the annotation of a GenBank genome assembly.